UUUGGAGGCGACUCCCGACGACGGGGCCGCCUGUCACAGAAGAGUAGAGCGGUGCGAGGCUUGCGGAGCGCGCUCGGACAGUGCGUGUGUAUGCGCGCGUCCGCGACGACCGGCCGACGCGAGCGAUGUCGACGACGAUGACGAGGACGAUGCUCGAGCCGACAUUCUGCUCGAGUCCGUCGGUGACGAACGGCAACGGCAGGCUCGCCGAGGAGCACCGGCAGGCCGCGCCGGCGAGACGACGCUGGCCGCAGAUCGAGUGGACGUUCAACGAGUGGACGUUCAGCCUGGCGCUCUUCGCGUUCUCGCUCGCCGUCGUCCUCGGCAAGCUGUACGUGAAUUAUGGAACGCCCUUGCCACGGCAAGUCGGCGCUCGAUUCUCGUCGUCGAUGGCAACUCGAGUGUACGAAGCGAUCCCGAGUAUAUCCGUCUUGCCGAAAUUCGAGCAAUUAUCGGUGGGCAGCGAGAGGCUCUUGAACGCCGAUAAUCAGUACGCGGAGGCAGCUAUUCACGGGCUGAUGGCGUUUUACGAGAAAUACAUAUGGCUGUUGAAAGCGAUGACGAGCGGACUCGUGUUAACAGGCUUCACCUGGUUCAUCCUUUACAUGGACAGCAGUAUACCCGGUGUCAAUCCACCGGCUCCCUUCAGUCCUUCCAAACAGAGGUUACGCGAAGGCUCGAGGAUACAGAUGAAUUAUUUAGUCGGCGCGCUAAAUGGGAUAGUGUGCUUCGUCCUCUACCUGUGGCUUUAAUUCGACGAAGGCGUCGUCGGUUUCCGAGAGAUGGUUCUAUUUUUCUUUCGUCUAUUUAUGUAAAAUUAUUUAUUUUACUUAGUUAUAUCGUCGGUAGCAAAUGUGUGAUUAUUUGAUUACGAUUUAUUCACGAGUGAGUCUCAUACAAGAAAAACGAAAAUGCUAACGCACUGAGAGAAAGAGAGUGUCGAAUGAAAAGAAUAUUUCUCGAUUCGACUGCACGCGGACGGUCAAGCGGACAUUUGCUAUUUCACGAAAAUGUCAUGUUUCGACAACUAAGACGUUCAACUCAAAAGUAUAUAAAUAUUUGAACGAAGAAAUGACCGUGUCAAUUCGACACAUUUAGGCGUGUCGACCACUUUCUUUUCUCAGCUUGUUAGAGAAUCUUAGUGUUCUGUAGCUCUUUGUCGAUUAACGUACUGCGAUAUUACGUAACGCUUUCGUAAGUAGCUGUAGUCCCUAAGUCAAAAUCAAACGUCGCGUAGGCAUGUUUUCCAAAAUGUAAAGGUGCUUCUAACGAUGCGAUCCGCUCUGUUAGCACGAGAGGAACUUGUUCCGCUUCUGUGUGUAUUAGCAGUCGUCGCUGCUAACGGGACAAGUAUGCAGAAAGUAUUGAAACCCGGUGCAGGGUUUGCGUAACAACCAAAAACGUCAAAGUACAAAAGAGAGACCAGUGUUCCAUAUUCUCUUCUCCAAAAUUUUACAUAGUUAUCUAUUACCGUUUAAGACUGAUCGAUUAUCUGAUUAAAGGGCAUAUUUAUUGAUAAGCUAGAGUAAGUGUUGCGAGAUACACAGAAUAUAUAUAUAUAUUUUUUUUCAUGCUUAUAUAAAAAUAACUGCUAGAAGUGUGAGGCUACGAGUAAUAUUAUAUUUAAUAUUUAACGCGUCGUUACGUAUAUUUUUGAAAAAUCUCAUUAGGUAGCUAACAUGCCGAGAAUAUGUUGCGGCAAACAACGCGCGCAUGAGACACACUUGUACACUUCAAUUCUUUCGACAAACAAGAGAUUUGAGUGGCGAUUAAAUGCAUCGCGGCUCCAGUCUCACAAAUAUCGAACUCAAAAUUACUUGCGAUUGUGAACGAUUAUAACAAGAACACACAAAACAUUAUAAGCACUUGUAAAAAUUGCGAAAUAUUUUCUAAAUUAAUAUUUACAUGUCACAGAGAUUGAACGAAAUGAUUCUCGGAGGUUUGUCGCGCGGUAAGAGGCUUCCUCUUCCCUUCCGAUCGUCGCAGAAUUAAUAUUACAGAGGUAUGCUAUAAAGAAAUGUUUCACUUCUUAAGCGACUAACAUAGGCAAAAUUAAAAAAAAAUAGCGCAUAAGCUGCGUCGGAGUGUAAACCUUGUCGCUCUGUACAUGAACAUGCGGCGCACGUUCUCGCGCGCGGAAUCUCCGCGUCCGCGGGAACGGAACGCCGUUGAAUAAACGUUGAGUCGCAGCGCGUA
Molecule: messenger RNA, 2196 nt
Organism: Vollenhovia emeryi
Lineage: Eukaryota; Metazoa; Arthropoda; Insecta; Hymenoptera; Formicidae
Exons: 3
Coding region: 126-752 (208 amino acids)
Source: RefSeq, a predicted model, not a curated record